AUGCCAUUAGUCUUUCAAGAAAUUGAUGGUGAUCUAUUUUCAGUUGCAUCCAAUGUAUCACUUGCACAUUGUGUUUCACAAGAUAUGAGUAUGUCUAAAGGUAUAGCAACAUUAUUUCGUAAUAAAUUCGGUCAAAUCAAUGAACUUAAAAACCAAAAUGUAUCCGUCGGUGGUUGUGCAUAUAUAACUUCAAAUGAUCGACAUAUUUUUUAUUUAGUAACAAAAGAAAAAUAUUUUUAUAAACCAACAAUGAAAACAUUAGAAUCAAGUUUACGUACAAUGAGAGAUUUAUGUAUUAAAAAUAAUAUUCAUCAUUUAGCAAUGCCUCGUAUUGGUUGUGGAUUAGAUAAACUUAAUUGGGAUCAAGUAUCAAGACUUAUUCAACAUAUAUUCGAAGAAGAUGAUAUUGAAAUUACGAUUUAUACUAUUUAA
Adineta steineri is the source of this 432-nucleotide messenger RNA. Lineage: Eukaryota; Metazoa; Rotifera; Eurotatoria; Adinetida; Adinetidae. The record is from the annotation of a GenBank genome assembly.